Messenger RNA from Empidonax traillii (willow flycatcher), 1791 nucleotides. It is a transcript of the gene ADIPOR2, whose product is annotated as adiponectin receptor 2. The record is from RefSeq and is a predicted model, not a curated record. Gene Ontology annotation, molecular function: signaling receptor activity. Gene Ontology annotation, biological process: adiponectin-activated signaling pathway. NCBI's taxonomy places the organism in Eukaryota, Metazoa, Chordata, Aves, Passeriformes, Tyrannidae. Gene Ontology annotation, cellular component: plasma membrane. The transcript has 9 exons. Bases 249 to 1409 code for a protein of 386 amino acids.
CCGCCGGCCGUAGGCAGUGUGCAUGGCUCCAUCUGCUUAGAGGAUUGCAGAGGCUGCCAUUCCUUGUUUGAAGACAAGAUCAGUUGUGCUACUCUGUUUAGGUCUAGAGGAUGACACUUCAUAUGCUACAGAUUUCCUUAGGAGAUCACUGGGAGUGUUAAGCCUUUCUACAGCUUGUAGAGCCAACACAUAAUCAGCCAAACUGAACCAAGAGGAGAGCGAAUAUUUGAGAAGGCUCCCAGCAUCUCAUGAAUGAGCAAACGGAACUCGAUAAUGCUGGUUCUCCAGAGCCAGGUCUACGGCUCAGAAGAGGACACAUGUCUGACCCUGCAACAACACAGGCAAUCUUUGAAGAGGACAGCUCUCAACAGAGGCUUCUUUUAGAGGAGCCACCUCUGUCUUCUGAUCAGGAAAAUUGUUCUGAGGAUUGCAAACACAACGAUGAGUCACCUCAAGAAGACGAAGGGUUUAUGGGCAUGUCACCUCUUCUACAAGCCCACCAUGCUAUGGAGAGAAUGGAAGAAUUUGUGUGUAAGGUAUGGGAGGGCCGAUGGAGGGUCAUUCCCCAUGAUGUUCUGCCUGACUGGCUGAAGGACAACGACUACCUGUUGCAUGGACACAGACCACCCAUGCCUUCCUUCCGGGCUUGUUUCAAGAGUAUCUUCAGAAUACAUACAGAGACUGGUAACAUCUGGACACAUCUUCUAGGAUGUGUGUUCUUCCUCUGUCUGGGAAUCUUCUACAUGUUCCGGCCAAACAUGUCCUUUGUAGCACCUGUGCAGGAGAAAGUGGUGGUUGGAUUGUUCUUCUUGGGAGCCAUACUCUGCCUCUCCUUCUCAUGGCUCUUCCACACAGUUUAUUGCCACUCAGAAGGUGUUUCCCGGCUCUUCUCCAAGCUGGAUUAUUCUGGCAUUGCACUUCUCAUAAUGGGCAGCUUUGUACCAUGGCUGUAUUACUCCUUCUACUGCAACCCUCAGCCUUGCUUCAUCUACUUGAUUGUGAUCUGUGUCCUGGGCAUCGCAGCCAUAAUUGUCUCACAAUGGGACAUGUUUGCCACCCCUGAAUACCGGGGUGUAAGGGCAGGAGUAUUUCUAGGUCUGGGUCUUAGUGGGGUAAUUCCCACUCUGCACUUUGUCAUCUCUGAGGGGCUCCUGAAAGCAGCCACAAUGGGGCAGAUAGGCUGGCUGGCACUCAUGGCAUGCCUGUACAUCACUGGUGCUGCACUAUAUGCUGCCCGCAUCCCGGAGAGAUUCUUCCCUGGCAAGUGUGACAUCUGGUUCCACUCCCAUCAGCUGUUCCACGUCUUUGUAGUGGCUGGCGCCUUUGUGCACUUCCACGGAGUCUCGAACCUCCAGGAGUUCCGUUUCACAGUGGGAGGAGGCUGCACAGAGGAGGAUGGGAUGCAGUAGAACCAGCCUUCAGCCCGAGGCCGUAACCAAAACAGCCGCUGGCGCGGCGAAGCAUACAGGCUAGCAAAAGGAAUACCUAAGAAGAGUCCACGUUUCAGCUGAUGAGGCAUGGAGCUUCAUGGGGAUUCUGACUAACCAAGAUAAAAUUCUAUACCUCAAGCAAUGGAAUAAAUCAAUUUGAAGACCAGGAAAUUCUGAAACCCUAAUUUGUUCUUGGGAUCUACAGAUUGAGCUACAGAGGACCCUUUCCAAAUCGGCUUCUGUUCAUUGCCAUAUUUAUUUGUAGGAUUGGGGAGGGAUAGCUUAGCAGUUUCCGGUUUUUUUUAAAAAAAAAAAGAAAAAAAAAUCAAGGUUAAAUUUAUAUCCUCUUGAAGGGUUCGGG